Molecule: messenger RNA, 1251 nt
Organism: Pelodiscus sinensis (Chinese soft-shelled turtle)
Lineage: Eukaryota; Metazoa; Chordata; Testudines; Trionychidae
Source: RefSeq, a predicted model, not a curated record
AUGAGCCAGACAGAAAGUGACAUUUUCAGAGCAGCCAAGCGCCCGCUCUCCCAACAUGAGCAUGAGCAGCAGGGCACCAGCACCUUUAGAAAUCGAAUCAGGUACCUCUUGCUCCUGGCGGGAGGCGGCCUGCUAGCGUGCGCUGCCAUGGGACCGUACGCCUUGCUGCUCUUCCUCCCCGCCGUCUGCUCCGUGGUCAUUUUCCACUCCGUCAGCCCGCGGCAGGUCCACACCUGCGCCUUCGUGCUGCAGAUGUCCUGGCAGACCCUCUGCCACCUGGCCUUGCACUACCGAGAGCAUUAUCUGCCAGGAGCCCCCUGCCUCAGGUUGACAAUCGCCCUCUCUUCCCUCAUGCUGCAGACCCAGAAGGUCACGUCGCUGGCUCUGGAUAUCCACGAGGGGAAGGUGACAAUUGCCUCUGAGGGGGGGGAGCUGCCUCUAUGCAGCUACCUGCUCUUUUUCCCGGCCCUGCUGGGAGGCCCCCUGUGCUCCUUUAGGAGAUUUGAGGCGCAGAUCCAGUGCUCAGGUGCUUCCCGCCCCGCGCCCGUGCUGAGAGCUGUGGGCCAGAAAGUCCUUCAUGCCCUGGCUCUGCACCUGCUGAGAACGGCCCUGAGGGACAGCGCGGCCCCACUGGCCCGCAUGACGGACUGCGCUGGCUUUGGCUGCGUCUACGUCAUGUGGCGUUCCGCCCUCCUCUUCAGACUGGCGUAUUACUCCCAGUGGGCGCUGGACGAGGCUCUCCUCCACGCAGCCGGCUUUGGGCUGCAGCUUGGCCACCACCCCGGCGGAGGGGCAGACCUCUCCGACGCAGACAUCUGGACCUUGGAGACGACCCACCGCGUCGCCCUCUUCACCAGGACCUGGAACAAGAGUACGACCCGGUGGCUGAGGAGACUCAUCUUCCAGCGCAGCCCAGCCCACCCCCUGGGGGCCACCUUCGCCUUCUCAGCCUGGUGGCACGGGCUCCGCCCAGGGCAAGUCUUUGGCUUCUUGUGCUGGGCCGCGGUGGUGGAGGCCGAUUACCGGAUUCACCCUUUCCUCCGCUCCCUCGCAAAGUCCUGGCAGGCCACGGUGCUGUACAAGGCCCUGGCCUGGGUCCAGACGCAGCUGACCAUUGCGUACAUCACGGCCGCCGUGGAGACGAGGAGCCUCACUGCGCUCUGGCUGCUGGCUGCCUCCUACAACAGCUUCUUCCCUCUGCUGUACGGGGCUUCGCUGCUCUGCCUGCCCGCGAGAGCAAGAGACAAAUGA